UCCUCUCACUGUGCGUUGGACUGUGAGGCCCCCCCUGGACAUGCCUGUUUAGCUGCCCUGCGUGAUGCCUGAUCAUGACAGCACCACCCUCCUAACCAGACAAACCAAACGCAGACGUGUCGACAUCGGAGUGAAAAGGACCGUGGGUAGUGCUAUAUUCCCUCGUUCCCGGGAGACCCUGCUUGACGCCAUGAACCAGUCACACGGCCCUGAUCAGGAUGGCGACUGCUCACUGGGGAGUCACGGCCAUGGGCCCACCAAUGGUGAUGGGGAGAAGUCGAAUGUACUCAGAAAGCUGCUGAAGAGGGCCAACUCUUAUGAGGAUGCCAUGAUACCUUUUCCUGGGGCUACUAUUAUCUCUCAGUUAUUAAAGAACAAUAUAGGAAAGAAUGGAGGGAGUGACUCAGGCUUUCAGGGUAGUGGGGCUUUGUCCAGUGGAGGUUCAGAGAUUCAGGCAGAAGACGCCUGUAGUAACUCUUCGCGGGACAGUCCAUCUGACUGCCUUUCCCCUGGUCCUCCAUUACCUCCUUCAUCUUCUUCCUCCAACUUCGGAAGACCACUGCCACCCUCAAAUCACAUUUCUCACACCUCCACUCAAUCCUUAACCUCCUUCGACUUGGACAGACUGUCCGAUGAGCAUCUUCGUGCCAAGAGAGCCCGCGUAGAGAACAUAAUCCGUGGCAUGAGUCACUCCCCGUUGGUCCGUCCCAGCGGCGGCGACCACAACCAAGAAGGCAAUCAUGAGAAUCAAAAUGGCAGUAGCAACAGUAACAACCGCAGAGGGGAGGAAAGCGGCCGUCGUGGGGACUGCCCUUCCCUCUUAAGCUCUCCUGGUUCACGAGGUGGAGUGGUUGGCAUCGGUGAAGUUUACAGAGAGAAUAAGAGGAAGCAGCGUCUACCUCAGCAGCAACACAGUUUCACCCAGCUGGUUUGUUCCAGGCAGGAGCAGAGACAGGAAGAAAGAAGGCAACUCAAACUACAACUUGAAGACAUGCAGAAACAACUGCGCCAAUUGCAAGAGAAAUAUUUCUGA
Cyprinodon variegatus (sheepshead minnow) is the source of this 1033-nucleotide messenger RNA. RefSeq names its product prospero homeobox protein 1-like. Gene Ontology annotation, cellular component: nucleus. The coding region runs from base 65 to 1033 and encodes 322 amino acids. The transcript is spliced from 4 exons. Lineage: Eukaryota; Metazoa; Chordata; Actinopteri; Cyprinodontiformes; Cyprinodontidae. Gene Ontology annotation, biological process: regulation of transcription by RNA polymerase II. Gene Ontology annotation, molecular function: DNA-binding transcription factor activity, RNA polymerase II-specific; RNA polymerase II cis-regulatory region sequence-specific DNA binding. The record is from RefSeq and is a predicted model, not a curated record.